GAGAGAGAGAGAGAGAAAGAGGAGGGGGGGGGGGCGAGCAAGAGAGGGAGAGAGGAAGAGAGGGAGAAAAUAUGAAACAACUCAUUUGCAGAGGAGUAAAUCACGGAAAACCCGUUUGAGAGCUCGACAGGGCUCCCGCGUACGGCGCACCGGAAUUGUGAUGCGCACGAGCCCGUCCUCCUCUACUUCUCCUUCUUGUCCUCCUUCAUCUUCUUUUUCUUCUUCCCCGCUGGAGAUUUUAUGGAGUCGGUGCGAUUGUUGUGAUUGUUGUUGUGGCUGCGGCGGUGGUGGUGGCUGUUGCUGCACUGGCUUGCUGCCGUUACCGUUACUCACGUCGCGACCGGCUCGUCUGUUGUGGCCGUGAGGGGGGAAACACCACAACAGCGGUGACGGACACCGGCGGCAGAACCUGCCUCACUUUCUCCCAGUCUCCCUCCCCUCCGUCUCUCUCUCCCCUUCUGUGUCCCUUUGCCUCGAACCGCGCGACCGAGGCAGAACAAAAAGAAAACAUAGGCGAGAGCCACCGGUCGCUUCCCUCCGAGCUCCACUCUGACUCUGCCCAGCCGAACACAAACUGAAACAACAACAACAACAAACAAAAAACGAGAACAAAGAUGAGCUCAUAUUUCGUCAACUCGCUGUUCUCUAAAUAUAAAAGCGGGGACUCGUUACGCCCGAACUACUACGAGUGCGGUUUCGCGCAGGACCUAGCCGGCAGCCGGCCCACCGUGGUGUACGGCCCGGGCUCCGGGGCCACCUUCCAGCACGCUCCGCAGAUCCAGGACUUCUACCACCAUAGCGCCUCCACGCUGCCCAGCAACCCGUACCAGCAGAGCCCCUGCGCGGUCACAUGCCACGGCGAGCCGGGCAACUUCUACGGAUAUGACGCCCUGCAACGACAGACGCUUUUCGGGGCCCAAGACGCGGAUCUGGUCCAGUACAGCGACUGUAAACUGGGAGGUGCACCGGGGCUCGGCGGCGAGGACGCCGAGGGAACCGAGCAGAGCCCCUCGCCGACGCAGCUCUUUCCCUGGAUGAGGCCGCAAGUAGCUGCGGGACGGAGGCGUGGCCGACAGACCUACAGCCGUUACCAGACCUUGGAGCUGGAGAAGGAGUUCCUCUUCAACCCCUACCUGACCCGGAAACGUCGCAUCGAGGUGUCGCACGCGCUGGCGCUGACGGAGAGGCAGGUCAAGAUCUGGUUUCAGAACCGGAGGAUGAAGUGGAAGAAGGAGAACAACAAGGACAAAUUCCCCAGCAGCAAGAGCGAGCAGGAGGCGGUUGAGCGGGAAAGAAGGGAGAAGGAACUACACGAGGGUGGAGGAGCCAGUGGAGAAAGUGGAGGGGACGAAGGUGGAGGAGGCUCGGUGGCGGUGGCAGGCACGGCGGGACCACAGGCCCCCGUGAUUGAGGAUUGCUGCGAGAAACCCCACAAGCAAAUGUAAGAAGGAAAGCGGUGGAUUGCAUCGGAUGGGGGAGAAGGAUGAGGAGGGGAGAGAGAUGGGGACAAUGAGGUUGUAAAUGUUGGACAGGAAGCG
This is a messenger RNA of Scophthalmus maximus (turbot), 1538 nucleotides long. RefSeq names its product homeobox B8a (gene hoxb8a). The transcript has 2 exons. Gene Ontology annotation, biological process: regulation of transcription by RNA polymerase II. Bases 615 to 1445 code for a protein of 276 amino acids. Gene Ontology annotation, molecular function: RNA polymerase II transcription regulatory region sequence-specific DNA binding; DNA-binding transcription factor activity, RNA polymerase II-specific. Lineage: Eukaryota; Metazoa; Chordata; Actinopteri; Pleuronectiformes; Scophthalmidae. Gene Ontology annotation, cellular component: nucleus. The record is from RefSeq and is a predicted model, not a curated record.